UUCAACAAGCCUAGCUGCUGCAGUAACUUGUUCUCUUAUUGGUCUGUGGCUGCAGUGGUGUGGUUUUCUUCUACUAAUGAUUGUUUGAGGAAUUUUUAAAUCAUGGCCGGUUUUACGGAAAAUGCACUAGUUCGUAAACUGCAAGAAUUAAAUUCAAGCCAACAAAGUAUUCAAACAUUAUCGUUAUGGCUGAUUCACCAUAGGAAACACCAUGCAGCUGUUGUGAAGACUUGGUACAAGGAACUCCUAAAAGCAAAGGACAGCAAACAACUAACUUUCAUGUACUUAGCUAAUGAUGUCAUACAAAAUAGUAAAAAAAAAGGACCAGAAUAUGGCAAGGAGUUUGGAGAGGUACUUGUUGAUGUACUGAAGCACAUGGCUAAGACUGGCAUUAACACGAAGACAAAGAACUCUUUACACAGAAUACUGACCAUAUGGGAGGAGAGAGGAGUGUAUGACUCACUGAAAAUUCAAGAAUUUAAAGACGCCAUGGAACUGAAUGACGCUGAGCCGAAAAAGGUUAUCAAGCAUAAAUCUACUGAUACAGAAACAAAAGAACCUGAGAAAAAACCUAAGAUUGAGAAACAGAAACAAGAGAAAAGACGCAGCGAGACGAAGGUAGAGGAGAAACAUAAUGAGACGCAUACAACUUUAAGCCCGAAGACUCCACCUGGUGACCCUCCAGAACCAGAGGAAUUGAUCAAGGCUCUCCUCGAACUAGAAUCCAGCGCAUCCAGCGACGAAGCGGUACGUGAAAGGAUCGCAUCGCUACCUCCAGAAGUUUCCGAAAUACAAUUAUUGUCUAAGCUAGAAGGUAAAAUGCCCCCAUAUACCCGUAUAAAUCUUUUGAUUAUUAUUGUUAAAAAACUAAUAGAAAACGCACUUUUCUUACGAUUCCUACGUGAGAGCGAUAGAGAAGAAUUAAAAUGCACAUGCAAUAGAAAUAAAGACUGACAC
Molecule: messenger RNA, 957 nt
Organism: Chilo suppressalis (striped riceborer)
Lineage: Eukaryota; Metazoa; Arthropoda; Insecta; Lepidoptera; Crambidae
Source: the annotation of a GenBank genome assembly